This is a messenger RNA of Prunus mume (Japanese apricot), 3738 nucleotides long. NCBI's taxonomy places the organism in Eukaryota, Viridiplantae, Streptophyta, Magnoliopsida, Rosales, Rosaceae. The record is from RefSeq and is a predicted model, not a curated record.
ACAGAGAGAAAGUGAGGGAAAGGACGAGAAAAUCAUCCAAUCCCAAUCUUCUCUCUCUCUCUCUCUCUCUCUCUCUCUCUCUUCAUUUUUGAAAAUUCUUUUUUUCUUUUCUCUUCUUUUCUAAAAUAGGACCUAAUACCUUCACAACCAAGUCUCCCCUUUCCUAAUUUCAGUCUCUCCCUCAGAGAAUUCAAUCAAACUUUCAUAACUUCACCUGAAAAAGAAAGAAAUAAUCAAAAUUUUCUAAAUUCCCAUCACAGUUUUGGCUUCUGAAAUGUGUUUUUAGAUAUCUUGGGCCUUUUGGAUUAAUGGGCAGGAAUUGAAUUUUGGAUUUGAGUUGGUUUCAAAGGCCGGACAUUUUGUUUUUCUGAGUUUUAUUGGCGGUAAUGGCUACAGAGCAAGUAUUGCCCUUCUCUUUAGUUUCUGUGGUUGAAGACGUUCUUCAACAGCAUGGGAGUCGUUUGAGCGAUAUUGACUUGGCUUCCAGGAAGGCUGAGGAAGCUUCCUUGAGAAGGUAUGAAGCAGCGAGGUGGCUGAGAAAGACAGUCGGAGUAGUGGGGGGUAAAGAUUUACCAGCUGAGCCUUCUGAAGAAGAUUUCAGGCUUGGAUUGCGAAGUGGGAUAAUCCUUUGUAAUGUUCUUAACAAGGUUCAACCCGGAGCUGUGCCGAAGGUAGUUGAAGGACCUUCCGACUCCGUUCUUAUUCCUGAUGGGGCAGCUCUAUCGGCGUAUCAGUACUUCGAAAAUGUCAGAAACUUCCUUGUGGCUGUGGAGGAAAUGGGGCUUCCAAACUUUGAAGCCUCUGACUUGGAACAGGGAGGAAAAUCUGCAAGGAUUGUGAACUGUGUUCUAGCACUGAAAUCAUAUAAUGACUGGAAACAAGGAGGUGGAAUUGGAUCAUGGAAAUUUGGUACAAAUUUCAAACCACCUACCUCUGGGAAAUACUUUUUCCGAAAAAAUUCAGAACCCUUUGCGAAUUCCGUUGCAAGGACCUCAUCACUGGGAGAAAAGUCCCUAGAUAGUUUGUCCAGUGAAGAUAUCAAUGAAGCAAGUUCCUCUCAUGCCUUACACAUGCUAGUCCGUGAAGUGCUUUUCGACAGGAGACAAGAAGAAAUUCCACUCAUUGUGGAAUCUAUGCUGAGUAAAGUCAUGGAGGAGUUUGAGCAUCGGCUAGCAAGCCAAAAUUCACUCAUAAAAACAGCUUCCAGAGAUAUGGCAUUGUCUGGCCCUGAAAGAUCUCUUUCUGAAUGUUCUGCUGACAUGAAGGUAGAUGACCAUGAAGAGAAAGUCGCGGCUGAUAUCAAAGAGGAAGAAAUAUCUGACAAUGAAGAGGGAUCAAAAACUGAGUCUUUUAAGCAGAAAAUGCUGGUUGACCAACAGCAGAAAGAUAUUCAGGUAAACUGCAGAAUGAUGAAGUACCAGGAGGAGUUCAACAGCCUAGGUAAGCACCUGCACGGUUUGGCUCAUGCAGCAACAGGAUACCAGAAGGUUCUUGAAGAAAAUCGCAAGUUAUACAAUCAAGUCCAGGAUUUGAAAGGAAAUAUAAGGGUAUAUUGCCGAGUGCGGCCCUUCUUGCCUGGGCAAUCAAAUCGUGCCAGUACUUAUGAUCACAUUGAUGACACAAGUAUUAAGAUUAUCACCCCUUCAAAAUAUGGCAAAGAGGGACGGAAAUCUUUCAGUUUCAACAAAGUGUUUGGUCCUUUUUCAACCCAAGAGGAGGUAUUUUCAGAUACGCAGCCUCUGAUUCGGUCUGUUCUUGAUGGUUACAAUGUCUGUAUAUUUGCUUAUGGCCAAACUGGAUCAGGAAAAACUUUCACAAUGACUGGACCGAGAGACAUUACAGAGGAAAGUCAAGGUGUAAAUUAUAGAGCACUUAGUGAUCUAUUUCUUCUAUCAGAACAGAGAAAGGACACCAUUAGCUAUGGAAUUUCUGUUCAGAUGCUUGAAAUUUACAAUGAGCAAGUUCGGGAUCUCCUGUCGAUGGAUGCCACCAACAAAAGAUUAGAAAUUCGUAACAGUUCUCAAAAUGGAAUUAAUGUACCAGAUGCAAACCUUGUUCCUGUAUCAUCAACAUCUGAUGUUAUAUAUUUGAUGAACCUCGGGCAUAAGAAUCGUUCGGUGAGUGCCACAGCCAUGAACGACAGGAGUAGUCGGUCACACAGCUGCUUGACAGUUCAUGUUCACGGGAAGGACCUGACAUCUGGAAGUAUUCUCCGUGGUUGUAUGCAUCUAGUUGACUUGGCAGGAAGUGAAAGAGUUGACAAAUCUGAGGUGACAGGAGAUAGAUUAAAGGAGGCACAACAUAUUAACAAGUCUCUCUCAGCUUUAGGAGAUGUCAUUGCCUCUCUUGCUCAAAAGAAUUCACAUGUUCCUUAUAGAAAUAGUAAACUCACACAACUGCUCCAAGACUCACUUGGAGGGCAAGCAAAGACGCUCAUGUUUGUUCACAUUAGCCCAGAGCUUGAAGCUCUUGGAGAAACACUGAGUACACUCAAAUUUGCGGAACGUGUUUCCACAGUUGAGCUUGGUGCCGCUCGAGUUAACAAAGACAGUGCAGAUGUAAAAGAGCUCAAAGAACAGAUUGCUACUCUUAAGGCAGCCUUAGCAAGGAAGGAAGGACAGGGAGUGCAGCUUCAACAUUCUCAAUCCUUAAGCCCAGAAAGAUUUAGAGUCAAGUCUGCUGGGUCUUCCCCUUUGCAUUCUAGUCAGAAAAGCACUGGAGAUUUGUCUGGUGGUCGCAGGCAACAAUUGGAGGAUUUUGGGAAUAUAGAGGUUCGGAAAAACACUGCAUCAAAGCCAAAAAGGCGAAGUUUAGAUCUCCACGAUAUGCUAAGGAGUUCACCUCCCUGGCCACCGAUUGGCAGUCCUGGAUUGAGUGGAAAGGAGGAUGAUAAGGACUCAGUACUUUCUGGUGAUUGGAUUGAUAAGGUGAUGGUGAACAAGCAGGAAAAUGCAAGCGGAGAAGAAAAUCUGUUAGGAAUAGGAUGUUGGGAUGUGGACAACAGACAGUUGCCAGAGAUGUUUGGUCCGAGCAGCCUCCCAGACCCUCCAAAGUUAUACAUGGAAAACCAAAACUUUGGAAAAUUAAUGGCAAACAAAGAGGAGAGCCAAGACUAUGAAGUACAAAGGAGUCGAUAUGAGACAGCCACCACGGAUGACUCUGAUGAGCUUGAGGCUGCAACUAGUGAUUGCUCGGAGCCAGACUUGCUUUGGCAACUUAAUCCCCUGAAAGCAACCGGCAUUCCCAACGGAUUGGGAGCAAAACCAAAGAAACCUUCUCCCAGGCCAGUAAGGAGCCCGGAAACUAGGAGUUUAAUUCCAUCAUUGAUUCCUUCGCCAUCACGGAAGCCACCAAAUGGGGUUAGUCAGCCUCUGCAUAGAACUGGAAGGCAGCCAGGUCCUGGUGAAGGGAAGCGAAGAUCUGGGAAUGCUAAGUGAUCGAUGAUGAGUUUACUUUUAUGGUGUGUUGAGGGAAGUUUGGUUGCUCUAUGAUGAACUCUUUUUCAUUUUUUAUUUUUUGGUGUCAAUUUUUGUGUAUUCAUAUCUCUAGAGAGAGAGAGAGAGAGAGAGAGAGAGAGAGAGAGAGAGAGAGGUUUCUAUGUAUAUGAGAGAUGGCAACACUUGCAGUUGCCUGAGUUUCUGCGGUGGUGGUCAUAUAUGUAUGUUGUCGCACCCCAUUCAUCUCAAUUUGUUUAUAUGAGUGUUGAUAUUGCUAUCAAAGAAUAACAAAUUUUUUUUU